CAGAUGCCAAGGCCUCAAGUUGACAAGGCCCCUGGGCCGCCGGAAGUCCACCUGGUGCGGAAAGGCGUUCAACGUCGAAAAUAAUUUUGGAUCCCCGCCAAACUCGUCUUUUACCGCUGAUUCCAACACUCCAGGCGCAACGCAACAUGGAUACCGUACAGAUUGCACUGCCCCUUCCCGUCCUGCCCGAGGGCUGGGCUGGAGAAAAAGACUUCAAAGCAAUCGGCAGUCUCAGCCAGGCCACCGACCGCAACAUCGAACCUGUUGGACCGCACUUUCUGGCUCACGCACGCAGGAAGCGACAUAAGCGCACGUUCUCGGAGGAUGACCGUAUUCAAGCGCAAGCAAACGUGAAGAAGGUGGAGGAUGACGAUGCUGGCGAAAUCAGCGAGCCAGAAGACCCUCUUCUUCUCCAACGUGAAGCAAAGGAUUGGAAGACGCAAGAUCAUUACGCUGUGUUGGGACUGUCGAGGUACCGCUACAAGGCCACUGAGGAUCAGAUCAAGCGCGCCCACCGAAAGAAGGUCCUUAAGCAUCACCCGGACAAGAAGGCCGCCGCCGGCCAGGCCCAGGAUGACCAGUUCUUCAAGUGCAUUCAGAAGGCCGCCGAGGUCCUCUUGGACCCUGUCAAGCGCCGGCAGUUCGACUCCGUCGACGAGGCCGCCGACGUUGAGCCUCCCACGAAGAAGGAGUCUCAGAAGGGCAACUUUUACAAGCUGUGGGGCAAGGUAUUUGAGUCCGAGGCGCGUUUCUCCAACAAGCAACCGGUCCCCAAGCUUGGCAAUGAGAACAGCACGAAGGCAGAGGUUGAGGAGUUCUAUAACUUCUGGUACAACUUCGACAGCUGGCGUACCUUUGAGUAUCUCGACGAGGAUGUGCCUGAUGACAAUGAGAAUCGCGAUCAAAAACGACAUGUCGAGCGGAAGAACCAGAACGCACGCCGCAAGAAGAAGACGGAGGAUACCGCUCGUCUCAGAAAGCUUGUUGAUGAUUGUUUGAGUCUCGAUGUCCGCAUCAAGAAGUUCCAGCAAGAAGAGCGUGCUCAGAAGAACAAGCGCCGCACUGAGAAGGAGGCCGAGCAGAAACGCCUUGCUGAGGAGGCGGCCAAGAAGAAGGAGGAGGAGGCCAGGAUCCAAGCUGAGAAGGAGGCCGCCGAAAAGGCCGCGAAGGCGGACAGCAAGAAGGCCAAGGAGGCAGCGAAGAAUGCUGCUAAGAAGAACAAGCGUGUGGUUCGUGCUGCCGUCAAGGAGGCCAACUACUUCCACGGCGCUGGCGAUGCUCCUGCUGCUCAGAUCGAUUCAGCCCUCAACGAUGUCGACCUGAUCAUCACCAAGCUCGACAACGAGGAGCUGGCCACUUUGACCGGCAAGCUCAACGGAAAGACUGAUGCUGGUGAGAUCACGACCAUCUUCCAGGAGGAAGUGAAGAGGCUGCUCGGCGCGGGCAAGCUGAAGGAUGGAGAGGCGAAGUCCCUCUCUUAGUUGGGCCUGUCGGAUACGUCUUGCAAUGUAUAAACUACAUCUAGUGGCAAAAGAGUCUGUGAUUAGAGGUGCGGAUUUCUAUUGGGUUCUGCGAGUUUGUACUUUCCUAUGGCAGUGCUGGACAAAGGAUAGAUAUGCGUAGACAGUGUACAUGUCAUUUUUGACCUUCGAACCACACU
Westerdykella ornata is the source of this 1660-nucleotide messenger RNA. Its product is annotated as zuotin. Gene Ontology annotation, cellular component: cytosol. The record is from RefSeq and is a predicted model, not a curated record. The transcript has 3 exons. Gene Ontology annotation, biological process: regulation of translational fidelity; 'de novo' cotranslational protein folding. The coding region runs from base 147 to 1481 and encodes 444 amino acids. NCBI's taxonomy places the organism in Eukaryota, Fungi, Ascomycota, Dothideomycetes, Pleosporales, Sporormiaceae. Gene Ontology annotation, molecular function: ribosome binding; Hsp70 protein binding.